CUAUAUCUUUAUACACCGUAAAUUAGAACUCCAUAUAAACGUCCAACUCUCCUAAACCCUAGUUUCUGCUCCGGAGCUUCUUCAAAACCCUACUAAUCUUCCCUCUUGUUGCUUCGGUGUUUCUCUGCUUAAAUUCUCGGCCAUCAUGACUGCAGAAGCUGUGAACCCGAAAGCGUAUCCAUUGGCGGAUGCGCAACUCACUAUAACUAUCCUUGAUCUGGUUCAACAAGCAGCCAAUUACAAACAACUCAAAAAGGGUGCCAAUGAAGCAACGAAGACGCUGAACAGAGGAAUUUCAGAGUUCAUUGUUAUGGCAGCGGAUACUGAGCCCCUUGAGAUUCUUCUUCACCUUCCACUUCUUGCAGAGGACAAGAAUGUUCCCUAUGUUUUCGUUCCAUCAAAGCAAGCUCUGGGUCGUGCAUGUGGAGUUACCAGACCAGUCAUUGCAUGUUCUGUGACUAGCAACGAGGGAAGCCAGUUGAAAUCCCAAAUACAACAAUUGAAGGAUGCCAUCGAAAAGCUCCUCAUCUGAUAAGGUGAUGCUGUUUACAGUGUGAUGGGCCUCUGGAACCAAGCCCGAGGCUUUGACUGAGGAAGUUUCUUUACAGAACGGUUUGUUUCGAAGACUUUUUUGCACUUUACUUGCCUGUAUCAUUAUUGGUAGAGAAUUAUGUGUGCCAUUUUACCAUGAACGAACACAAGUAAGACAUUAGCUUGAACUAGAAUCCAAGAAGUGUUACCGAGUGAAAUUACUUGUGGGAACUGUCUUUUAUUCAUUAUUAUUCCAUAUUCUGAAAGACAUUGGGAAAAAGAAAAAAAUAGUUUGAAGUA
Molecule: messenger RNA, 831 nt
Organism: Andrographis paniculata
Lineage: Eukaryota; Viridiplantae; Streptophyta; Magnoliopsida; Lamiales; Acanthaceae
Exons: 5
Coding region: 146-532 (128 amino acids)
Biological process (GO): maturation of SSU-rRNA; mRNA splicing, via spliceosome; ribosome biogenesis
Cellular component (GO): U4/U6 x U5 tri-snRNP complex; precatalytic spliceosome; small-subunit processome
Molecular function (GO): RNA binding
Source: RefSeq, a predicted model, not a curated record